Molecule: messenger RNA, 2203 nt
Organism: Nilaparvata lugens (brown planthopper)
Lineage: Eukaryota; Metazoa; Arthropoda; Insecta; Hemiptera; Delphacidae
Product: beta-1,4-N-acetylgalactosaminyltransferase bre-4-like
Exons: 7
Coding region: 375-1667 (430 amino acids)
Biological process (GO): glycosphingolipid biosynthetic process; carbohydrate metabolic process
Molecular function (GO): N-acetyl-beta-glucosaminyl-derivative 4-beta-N-acetylgalactosaminyltransferase activity
Source: RefSeq, a predicted model, not a curated record
GAAAGUAAAAAGUGUACCUAACAGCCUUAAGAAACUACAGUGGAGUGUUUGCUCCUUCUCAUUGUGAUAGACUAGUGAUAAUAAUCGUGACAGACUUGUGAUAAAGUGAUAAUAGACUUUUGUAGUUGCUUAUACAGUUUAUUAUUCUUGGUGACAGUUAUUUUUAAACAGUCAUAACAUGAGCUUGUGAUAAUUCUGUGUAAUUUAUUAGGUGGUGAUCAGUUUAUAGUUGUUUCUAGUGUACCUCCGUGUGUUAUAGUGUUGUAAGUAAUAAAUCUAAUCAGUAUAGAUCGCUUCAAAUGUUUUAUUAGUCUAGAAACCCGCUACAGUACCAUUAGUUUUUACUUGUUAGUUGUUUGAAGUGCACUUCGGUCAUGUGCUUUCAAUUUACUUUGAAAGUGCAUCGUUUACUGAGAAAGUGUCUGUGUUUUGCAUACUUUAGAAACUGUUGCACUCAAGCAAAUAGCGAUGGUGUCCGCGGCGGAGUGGACCACUUGGCGGCGAUGAGCGGCGGCGGAGGCAGUGACGGGACACCGAGUGGCGGGGCCACAGGUCGCGGCGGCGCGGUGGCCAAGUGGCUGGUGGCCACACUGGUGGCCUGUGGUCUGGUGGUGCAGUACUCGUACACGUCCGUGUUCGAGGCGAGGCGUCCCAUCGACCCGCUCUUCGUGGUGAACUCGUCGUCGGCCUCAGUGGGCAGGCGCUUCUUCUGGCCCGUGCUCACCAAUAGGUCGGGCAGGGCCGGGUGGGCGGAUGCCAGCGGCUAUCAGAUGAUAGAUAACCGUCCAUUAGUUGAUCAAAACGGCUCGGACAUAAAUGGACCUCGAGAGCUCUGUCCGAUUGUUUCACCGCAUUUGUUGGGUCCGUUCAAGCCGGCCAAAGAAGCGCCGCCCACACUGGAUGAGCUGGAACGCGAACUGGCGUUGGCGGGCGCGCUGCCCGCGUUCGGCGGUCAAUGGCAGCCGGCCACGUGUCGGUCGCGCGACCGAGUCGCCCUCAUCAUUCCCUACCGCGACCGAGCCGCGCACCUCCGCGUCUUCCUCAAGAACAUGCAUCCCUUUCUGCAGCGACAGCAGAUCAGCUAUGGCAUUUUCAUCGUUGAACAGGCUGGUGACGGCCCAUUCAACAGGGCGAUGCUGAUGAACGUGGGGGCGGUGGAGGCGCAGGCCCUGGGCCGGGGGCGGGGUGGGGUCGGUGGCUUCGAUUGCUACAUAUUCCACGACAUCGACCUGCUGCCUGAGGACGACCGCAACAUUUACAACUGUCCCGACCAGCCCCGCCAUAUGUCGGUCGCCAUUGACGUUCUACAGUACAGACUGCCGUACGCAGACAUAUUCGGAGGUGUGAGUGCGCUGAGUCGGAAGCACUUUGAGCAAGUGAAUGGCUUCAGCAACGUGUACUGGGGGUGGGGCGGGGAGGACGAUGACAUGUCGACGCGUCUGCGCACUAAUGGCCUGCACAUCACGCGCUACCCGCCCCACAUUGCGCGCUACAUCAUGCUCAAGCAUCGCAAGCAGAAGGCCAAUCCUAAGCGGUACGAGAUGCUGUACAUGGCCAAGAACCGUUACAAGUCUGACGGUCUCAACAGUCUCCAGUAUCGGCGAGUAGCACUACGCGAGAACCGCUCUCUCACCUGGAUGUUGGUAGAACUGGGCGCACCCAGUUGAUGGUCUGCCUGGGCUGCCCGGCUCUGGGUGGCCCCCAAGGCACCCCCUUCAGCCCCACCAGGCCCCCCCUAGUCUGUGCCUUCGUCUCUCUCUUCUCUCGUCUUUCUCUCUCUCACACACACUCACUGAACGGUAGGUUGGUUCCAAGGAUACUAUAAAGGAUACAAGGAUAGUACAUACUAUCUUUGGACUGGAUCGAGUUAGGCUGGGCGCACUCCAGUUAGUCAGGACAAGACAUGAUCAGACACGUUUAGUCACAGUACUUCAUAUAGCUGCUUGUGACGCAACUCAUACUGAUUAGUCAUUGCAAUUAGACAUGUCUUCAUAUGUGAAGUAUUGUGACUAAACGUUUCUGAUCAUGUCUUGUCUUGUCUCUACUAACUGGUGUGUGUCUAGCCUAAGUAGAUGCGAACAAGCUGGUGUACAAGCAUGACUAUAGUGAGGUCCACGUUAUAAUGGCAAUGGGGAAUGAUAGGGGAACAGCGUUGCCGAUUCUUUGCCUUGCCACUGCCUUCUAUAGAAGAUAGAUGAUACCG